AUGGCGUCAUCUUCCGUCACCUUCUCUACGGUGAUUCCGGCUAACAAUAUCGGCAAUAGUAGAGCCUUCUCGCGGUUGGGAAUCACGCGCCACCGUGUAACUCCAUCACCGAAUGCUGGGAGGAGAAUGUUCAGAGCUUCGGUUAUGGCGGAAACGACGACGGAGAAGAAGACGACGAAGAAUGCAAUGGAGUACAGGAAAUUAGGGGAUUCUGACCUCAAUAUCAGCGAAAUUACUAUGGGCACUAUGACAUUUGGGGAGCAAAAUACUGAGAAAGAAUCUCAUGAGAUGCUGAGUUAUGCAUUGGAACAUGGCAUCAACUGCAUUGACACUGCUGAAGCCUAUCCCGUCCCAAUGAAGAAGGAGACUCAAGGUAAAACGGAUCUUUAUAUCAGUAGCUGGUUGAAGUCUCAGCGCCGUGACAAGAUUGUUUUGGCAACUAAAGUAAGUGGGUACUCAGAAAGAUCAGCAUACAUGCGGGACAAUGCCAAAUUUCUGCGUGUAGAUGCUGCUAAUAUCAAAGAAAGUGUCGAGAAAAGUCUUAAGCGCCUUGGCACUGAUUACAUUGACUUGCUUCAAAUACAUUGGCCAGAUCGGUAUGUACCACUCUUUGGUGAUAGUUACUAUGAUCCGUCGAAAUGGAGAACUAGUGUGCCAUUUGUCGAGCAGCUAAGAGCCUUCCAGGAUCUCAUAGAUGAAGGAAAGGUACGCUACAUUGGUGUCUCAAAUGAAACUUCAUAUGGAGUGAUGGAGUUUGUUCACACUGCAAAACUUGAAGGACUACCAAAGAUUGUGAGCAUCCAGAACGGUUACAGCUUGCUAGCUCGAUCCCGGUUUGAAGUUGAUCUAGUAGAAGUAUGCCACCCGAAAAACUGCAAUGUUGGCUUGCUUGCUUAUUCUCCUCUCGGAGGCGGCUCCUUGUCUGGUAAAUAUUUGGCUUCGGACCUAGAAGCUACAAAAAAUUCAAGGCUGAAUCUUUUCCCAGGAUUCAUGGAACGUUACAGGGGAUCCCUAGCCAAGGAAGCAACAAUACAAUACAUUGAGGUGGGGAAGAAGCACGGUUUAAGUCCGGUAGAGUUAGCACUCGGGUUUGUACGUGACCGGCCGUUUGUGACGAGCACGAUCAUCGGAGCUACAUCGAUGGAGCAACUCAAAGAAGAUAUUGAUGCUUUUCUGAUGACGGAGCGGCCAUUUUCGCCGGAAGUUAUGGCUGAUAUUGAAGCUGUCUUCAAAAGGUACAAAGACCCUUCUUUCUUUUGA
This is a messenger RNA of Arabis nemorensis, 1260 nucleotides long. Lineage: Eukaryota; Viridiplantae; Streptophyta; Magnoliopsida; Brassicales; Brassicaceae. The record is from the annotation of a GenBank genome assembly.